AUGCCUCAAACCUCUUACGCCUCCAAGCGGGCCCCGAAGGGUCUUGCAAAAAAUGCCCACCCACGCCCAUCCACCCCCGAGUCCAAUAUCAUGCGAAAUCUCGAUAUGUCUCCCAAGGGGAAACAUCCUCGAAAGUCAGAGAACUCUCGACCAGACCGGAAGCGGAGGGUAUCCACCUCAUCUGUCUCGAGUGUAUCCUCUGUUUCGUCUCUAGAAGAAUUGAGCGACGGAGAUGACUCGGAGGAAGAUGCAGACGACGAGCAAGAACCAGCUGUCCGGGCCCCGUCUUAUGCUCGCCGCAGAGACAACAAGGCGGGGCGCCGAUCAACGGCAACCAAGAGACGCCGUGUCAUACCCGAUGACAGCAGUGACGGCAGCGACUCGGAGAGCUCAGACGAUUACGCCGGGGUGGACUACAUCACCGAUGCGGAAGAUGAAGAACAAGAAAUGGAGAAAAUGGAAGAAAUGAUGAUCAUGGAGUCUGAAAAGAACCCCAGACCUCUGCCCAGCUCCGAAUUCAAUGAUGACAUGUGGACGGCCAAUGCCUUCGACGACAACAUGUUCCUCCCGGCUGCCUCAUUCUUUGACGAAGAGCACCUGUACAGUGCCAUGGACACCUUCGGGGAGCCUGAUGUGCCCAGUGAAGCGGUGGAAACACCGGCUACCCGGCGGGUGCACUUCGAAGAGCGAUCCGACUCGUCUUCCGAUAGUGAUUCUCACACGGAUGAUGAUAUCCCCGGGGACUUUUUGCAGCAGGACAGUCUGGACCCCCAGCUGCGUCGUAUGAUUGAAAACGACAAUGAGAAUUACCAAAGAAACAACCGUCGUCAAUCAGAGGAGAUGUUUGGCGACGUCGAUUACGGCCACGGCAACAUCUACCACGUAGAGUCCGAGGGAUCAUCCGAAGGAAGCUUGAGUGGCUAUGAAAGCGAUGAUGGCGACACUACAGACGAAGACCUUCCCCCACCUGCCACUAUCACUCAUCCUCGGUCUCUUCUCCGGCGCGAUUCAUCCGACUCUCUGGCCCCCACGGGCGAUGACAAGAGUGACACUGUGCCUCGCCGCAGGGGACCCAUCAUGGGAACCUUUACAACGGACCCUCACAAGCCUGUGGCUCUAGUUGACUGUACCGGUAAACACCUCGUCAUCAUUCCUGCGUAUGCAUCCUCUCGCCACGACUGGUUGGAAUCUGCUGCCAACAGCAUGCCGGGAACCGCCAACACCAGCCCUCGCCAAACAACACUGCACCUGGUCGAUGAGAGCGACACCGACGCACUUGCGUCUCCCAAUCAGACAGAUUUCAGCCCUAUGCUGGCCUCAAGUGCCAAUCUCAUGAUGACCGCUCUGGGCAAUGACCUCACCCCAGGAGGCCAGGUCAUGGGACCACCCGAGGCAUUCUACCCCUCUCAAGACUUCACGAUCGACAGUUCGUUCGAAGAGGACGACGAGGACGACCCUGAGACUGCUCUGAAUGUUGAUGACUUCAUUGACUUUGGAAAUGGCUCUUCGGAUGAAGACGACGAGCUGGAUCAUCACUUCCAGGAAUCUGCCCAGGCCUCUCCAACAGCUGCUCCCUCCGCCAAGUCCCUGGGCACACCUACGCCGACUCGCAAAUCAGAGUCUCAACCCAACAACGAAGAGCGGUUCCUCAACCACCUAGACAAGGGCAUUGUCACCGCCUUCCGUCGUAAUCACAACCGUUAUCAAGCUCUUCUCCGCCUUCCCCAACACCGCGAGUUCAUGCCUGCCAACUCCCCGGCGCGUCCUGCCAGUGUCUUCCGACACGCCAAGACCAAUGACCAGCGCACUCCCACCCGCAAGCGCAAGUCCAACACCAUUGCUGGUGGCGAGGCUGUGCGGCGUAAGCUGAUGGACGCCCAGCAGCGCCGUUCUCAGCUUCCACUCUAA
Molecule: messenger RNA, 1908 nt
Organism: Penicillium olsonii
Lineage: Eukaryota; Fungi; Ascomycota; Eurotiomycetes; Eurotiales; Aspergillaceae
Source: the annotation of a GenBank genome assembly